AUGAGGAAAGGAACAAUUGAUAGUUGUUGGGGAUGGAUGAUAGUGGCAGCCGCUGCAUUAAACAGAAUAGUAAUAUAUGGGAUAUCACACUCAGCUGGUGUUGUUUAUGUUGUCAUUUUGGAAGUUUUUAACGAAGGGACUGGGAUUACAUCAUGGAUAUCUUCCCUCAUCACUGCCGUUAUAUUUUUUACUUGUCCAUUAUCCGGAUACCUGAUAGAAAAAUUCGAUGAAAGAAAGGUUGCCAUUGCCGGAAGUCUGAUUGCAGGUAUCGGUUUGAUGUCAUCUGCUUUUGUCACUUCCGUUCCAGCACUUAUUCUAACAUACGGCAUAAUUUCAGGUGUAGGAUGCGGCCUAGCAUUUAUGCCAGGAAGUGUUGCAGUGGCUAAAUACUUCACAAACCAUCGACACCUAGCAUUGGCGAUAGCAUCUUCUGGUGGUGGAAUUGGUAGUUUUGCAUUCCCACCAUUUAUUCAAAUGUUAAAUGAAUAUUAUACAUGGCGUGGUAUGUUUUUGAUUCUUGGAGGAAUAACUCUCAAUAUAUGUGUAUUUGGAUUAAUUCUCCGCCCAUUGGCAAACUUUGAUAGAAAAAAUCUGAAAACUAAAAUGUUGAGCGAAGAAAGAGUUAGAUUCCUCGAUAGACAUUCUUAUUUGAAAAUUGUAUCAUUUUACCUCCUUAUGGCUAAUAGUUUUAUGUAUCAAUUUGGUGCAUCUAUUAUAUUAGGUCACCUGCAAGCUUAUGCUGUUUAUCAUCUAGGAUUUACUACGCAAAAUGCCGCAAUAUUGUAUACAAUUUCCGGUGUGAUGGUUUUGGUUUUCAAACUUCUACAUGGUGUAUUUGCAAAUAUAAGCCAUGUUCAAAUAUUUUGGCCUAUUUAUCAAUACAUAUUUUUCUAUGCAAUAGGUGGAAUAGCAACAAUAUUUUUGACUUUUGAUUCCCAAUACGGUGUUUACUUUUCCAGUGCAGUAUUUGGAAUGAGUUAUGCUGCAUGUGGUGGUUCACUUAUACCAGCUAUUGUCAUUGACAUAUCUGGCGUAGAAUCAUUUGGUGUUGCAUAUGGAAUUGUGCUGUUCUGUCUAUCAAUUGGACAGUUAGUUGGUGCUCCGAUUGCAGGUCUUUUAUAUGAACACCAGAAAACAUAUGAUGCCGCCUUCAUUCUAGCAGGAACAAUGAUGAUAGCAAGUGCCAUCAUAAUGAUAUAUCCUUUGAGAACUGAUCUUAAUCCUCCGAAACUAAGUAAACAAGUUGAAAUUAAUAUAGAAAUCGAUUUGAAAAACAAUGUGAAGCGUACGGAGUUUGAUCCAAUAUCCGUAUCUUCGUAUAGGGAAGCAGAAGAAGGCUCCAAUGUACAAUCAUAGACAGUUUACAUUAUGCAAGGACAUAUUCCCAUAGUUCAAAUGUUGACAUCGAAAACAACACCAGAAUUGCUGUCUGGAAUCAUUAGAAAUGUAACCAAGAUCCUCAAGUUAAGUGUCAAAAACAGUUUAAAUAAACAGUAAUGCAGAAGUUUGACAGUGGAUUGCGAUUGAUCAACCACCC
Messenger RNA from Mytilus trossulus (common blue mussel), 1537 nucleotides. Its product is annotated as monocarboxylate transporter 9-like. The transcript is spliced from 5 exons. Gene Ontology annotation, molecular function: monocarboxylic acid transmembrane transporter activity. The record is from RefSeq and is a predicted model, not a curated record. Gene Ontology annotation, biological process: transmembrane transport. Lineage: Eukaryota; Metazoa; Mollusca; Bivalvia; Mytilida; Mytilidae. Bases 1 to 1356 code for a protein of 451 amino acids. Gene Ontology annotation, cellular component: membrane.